Messenger RNA from Spinacia oleracea (spinach), 2056 nucleotides. RefSeq lists its product as uncharacterized. The transcript has 12 exons. Lineage: Eukaryota; Viridiplantae; Streptophyta; Magnoliopsida; Caryophyllales; Amaranthaceae. Bases 135 to 1811 code for a protein of 558 amino acids. Gene Ontology annotation, molecular function: protein-lysine N-methyltransferase activity; protein binding. Gene Ontology annotation, biological process: peptidyl-lysine monomethylation. The record is from RefSeq and is a predicted model, not a curated record.
CUCCAAUUUGCUACAGACAUUUAUUUCUUGGUCCAUUUUCAAUUGUUGAGCGUCAUUUCAUACAAACUUCAAAACACACUCUCUCUUUUCUUCUUCCCUUCAAACUCUACUCAGCGCAUCGCAAGUUCGCAACAAUGGUGGUUCCCGGUCAAGAUAAUCAACCGUCUACUUCGAAUAAUGAUCGUUUCUUGGUUCUCAAAUUGUCUGAAGAUGACCCUUUGUUUCAAAAGAAAAUUAAGUUGCUUAGAGAUAAGGGCUUUGGACAAGCAGACCUUGUACGCUUUGAUGACACUUUAGUUCCUGAUAGUGUGAAUGCCAAUUUGGAUGCCUUGCUUCAGCGAGCCCGAAUCAUUCACUUGAAUGAAACGGAGCUUUAUUUUGGCGUUGGUGUUAUGAAUAUGAAUUUAGAAGAAGAAGUGUACAGUCCUCGGAAUGAGUUAGAGGCUCUCAAUUUUAUCCUGUCUCGUCUUGAUCGCUGCAGAGAGAAGAGUGUUGAGGAAAAUGUUUCACUGAAAGCUGUACGAGAUGCAAUUAUCACACGAAUUUACAGUUUUGGAGACACAUAUAAAAUGGAAACAAAUAUAAUAAAGGAUACAUGUGACAGUGAGAAGCAUCUUAUGGAGUGGGCUGAAACCCAUGGUCUCAAAUCUAAGCUGAAUAUAGCUUAUAUUGAAGGCGCGGGGAGAGGAGUUCUGGCUGCUGAAGACCUUGAGGUUGGAGACAUAGCUCUGGAGAUACCUAUUUCUGUUAUUAUCUCAGAAGACCUUGUCUAUAAAUCUGACAUGAUUCCAGUGUUAGAAAAGAUAGAAGGCAUUUCUGCUGAAACUAUGUUGUUGUUGUGGAGUAUGAGGGAGAGGCACAACGUUGACUCGAAGUACAAAAUCUACUUUGAUACACUGCCUGAACAAUUUAACACUGGAUUGAGCUUUGGUCUGGACGCAAUGGUGGCUUUGGAUGAGACCCUGGCCUUAGACGAAAUAUUCCAAGCUAAGGAGCAUUUGCGGUCUGAAUAUGAUGAGUUGUUUCCUGCACUCUUCGACAAGUUUCCUGAUUUAUUCUCACGGGAGUUAUACACAUGGGAACAAUAUCUAUGGGCAUGUGAGCUGUUUUACUCUAAUUCCAUGAAAAUUAUGUUUCCUGAUGGAAAGCUGAAGACAUGUUUGAUCCCUGUGGCAGGCUUUCUAAACCACUCUGUUUGCCCUCAUAUUCUACAUUAUGGCAAAGUAGACACGGUGACAAACACACUCAAAUUCCCUCUGUCAAGACCUUGCAGUAGAGGCGAACAAUGCUAUCUGAGCUAUGGGAAUCUACCUAGUUCUCAUUUGCUGACCUUCUAUGGGUUUCUACCACAAGAAAUGAACCCUUUUGAUAUCAUCCCUCUAGAUAUUGAAGCAGCCCCCGAAUGCACUUCCGAGGAAGGCCAUCUAGAUAGUACCACACACAUGGUUCGGGGUACUUGGCUUUCAACCAAUCAAGGCAUCUUUAACUAUGGACUGCCUUCACCACUGUUGGAGCAUCUACGGCAUGUUGGCAAACCUGACUUGCAGACCAUGACACUGUUUCAAGAAAACUUGGAAAAUGAGAUUAAAGUUCUUGACGAACUUCGCGUGAUAUUUGAAAACAUGAUGGAUAAGCUUGGUGACUCAGAGAUGGAUGACUGGAACAAUAUCAAGUGGGAUGUACAAUUAGCAGUAAGGUACAAAGAUCUGCAGAGAAACAUUGUGUCUUCUAUACUGACUGCCUGUCAUUCUGGACGAAAAAUGGUGGAACGUGAACUCGAGAAAUGCCUGGAUGAGGACAAGCUUGGUUAGCUGCAGCUUCAUUAGUGUGACUGUCAACCAUAACUCGCUUUGUAUGUCUUCUUUGUUGGUGAUAUUACCAUAAAAUUCAAGACUGUAUAAAGUCAUUGUUAGCUUGUAACCCAUGGGGCAAGAUUAGCUUGUUUAGCAUAUUUUAGAUGAACUCUUUACCAUUCAUAUAAAGUACCACAUAUUUUUGGACAAGAUUAUGUUUUUCUCCUUAAUAUUCUAACUUUUGACUUCUAUUUCUUGAUUCA